This is a messenger RNA of Solanum pennellii, 1868 nucleotides long. Its product is annotated as probable microtubule-binding protein TANGLED. Gene Ontology annotation, biological process: regulation of phragmoplast microtubule organization. The transcript has 4 exons. Gene Ontology annotation, molecular function: microtubule binding. The record is from RefSeq and is a predicted model, not a curated record. The coding region runs from base 190 to 1677 and encodes 495 amino acids. Lineage: Eukaryota; Viridiplantae; Streptophyta; Magnoliopsida; Solanales; Solanaceae.
UUACAGCCAAAUAUCCGUUGGCAGCAAAAGUCAGACACUUCUUUCCUUGUAUACUUGUCUCUCUGCUUCGUGUAGAAACUCAACAUCGACCCCCACCCACUUCGGAGACAAAGGGAGUUUUGGGGAGCGUAGAGAAGAGAAGACCCACACUUUGAUUUUCUAAUUGUUGGGUUAACAAAGUGAAAGAAAAUGGUAGCAAGAACCCCACCAAAGUUGCAGAACAAGAAAAUGGUGGUGCCUCCUCUAAACCCCAUUCUUCUUAGAGAAACACUAAACAAGGUUGAUAAAUGUAUGGCUAGAUUGCAAGAGCUUCAAUAUACAGUUACAGGUGGACAUAAGGUGAUUUCUGGGGUAACUCUCAGUCCCCGCAGCACCAGAGGUUAUCUGAGAACUAGCCUCAGAUGCAAACAAGAAUCUUUGAGGAUCAAGAAUGCUACUUCGCGUAAAUCUCCUCCAGGAAAAAUGCCAACAAGUGGAGGGGAAUGGCGGCGAAUGUCAUUACCAGCAAUGCUUCUAGGAGAGACAGUGGCUGAAAUUAAACAGGCAAGUCAAUUUGCUAGAGAUAUAGUGGAGGCAGUAGGUCCCAAGGGGUCUGAUGACCCGAAAACUCCACUUAUACAGAGGCAAAAUCAGAAGCCAAGCCCCGAAAACUCUGAGCUCCGAUCACGUAGAAAGAGAGAGAAACAGGUAACCUUGCAAACGAUGAGGACAGAGUCUGAUACACCAUCAAAACGACGAGCAAAAUCACGAAUAAACUUCAAGGUUUCUCCAGUGCAGCAGAAGGAGUGUGAAAAAGAAAAUUGCAAAUACAUUGCAAAUAGAGUUUCACCAAGGAAUAGGCCAUGGGUGAAAAAGACUGUCCUUUUUCCGAACCCACUGUUCCAUUCAUCAACAACUUCACAGCAGCAGAAAUUAUCUAAAACACAAGCUCCAGUGAUUGCAAGAAAUCGACAAUCACCCCAUAAGUUCUUGGUGAAGUCCCCACCCAAGGCCCCAAAGCUUCAAAUGAAAAUCAGAAGCCCCCAAAAACUUCAUACAUCUCCUACCAGAGUGACAAGUUUGGGUACUAAGUUCUCGACAAAGUCUCCACCCAAAGCCUCAAAGUUUCAAGUGAAAAUCAGGAGCCCCCCACAACUUUCUGUGUCUCCUACCAGAGUAACAAGUUCGGGCACUAAGUCUUUGGCUAAGUCUCCACCAAAGUUUCAAGUGAAAAUCAGGAACCCCCCACAACUUUCUGUGUCUCCUACCAGAGUAACAAGUUUGGGCACUAAGUCUUUGGUGAAGUCUCCACCAAAGUUUCAAGUAAAAAUCAGGAGCCCUCCACAAAUUUCUGUCUCUCCUACUAGAGCAACAAGUUUGAACAAGAGGUCCCCAAAGAUGUCUGCAGCUGCCAAACUGAGAAGAUCAUUUUCUCCAUCAAGAUUGGCAAACAAGAUAGCUUCUUCACCAUCCAAAAUGAGGUCAUUUUCACCAUCAAGAUUGGCAAACAAGAUAGCUUCUUCACCCUCCAAAAUGAGGUCAUUUUCACCAUCAAGAUUGGUAAGUAGGUUAGCUUCACCAUUAAAGAGCAAAAAAUCUGUACAGAAGAUUGAUGGGAUGAAGAUGAUGAUGAGUGGACUCAAACAGCGACCACGAGCUUCAACCACAUCAAAGCAAUUCUCAGUUCAGGGAAUGUAAAUUGAUUUUGCUUGAAGAUUGAAAGAUUCUUCGUUCUUUGAAGAUAUUUUCUCGAUGUCCUUUCUUAGUUGGUACAACAGGAGAGUUUUCUCCUUUACAACUUCUAUUACUUUCAAGAUUGUAUAAUUUGUUUUGUAAAAUUGUGAGGUACUUCCUCGAUAAGGUAAAUAACAAUGGUUUUUUCCUAAAGA